Messenger RNA from Striga hermonthica, 618 nucleotides. Lineage: Eukaryota; Viridiplantae; Streptophyta; Magnoliopsida; Lamiales; Orobanchaceae. The record is from the annotation of a GenBank genome assembly.
AUGGGUGAUGCCGAGAGGCGUCUCCUCGCGAAUGCCCUUCUCGACUUUUCCAACGAGUGGUUUGUUCUCGUGUCCGAGGCUUGCAUCCCAGUCCGCAACUUCAGCACCGUCUACCGAUACCUCUCUGGUACCCCACUGAGCUUCAUGGGCUCGUACGACGAGCCCGGCCCAUGGGGCCGAGGCCGCUACAAUCGGAAGAUGGCCCCGCUCGUCAACCUCACCAAUUGGCGCAAAGGGUCCCAAUGGUUCGAGGUCGAUCGGGAAUUGGCUGUGAGGAUUGUCCGAGACACAGUCUACUACCCAAAAUUCCAACGGUUCUGCCAGCCCGAGUGCUACUCGGACGAGCACUACUUCCCGACCAUGCUCACGAUCGAGUCCCCUCGCCAGUUGGCGAACAGGAGCCUCACGUGGGUCGACUGGUCGAGGGGCGGGCCCCACCCGGCGGCUUUCGGGCCGGAGGACCUCGGCGAGUGGUUUUUCAUGGAAAUCACCGAGCAAUGGGAGGGCUGCCUGUACAACGACCAGCCCACGUCGAUGUGUUACAUGUUUGCCCGUAAGUUUGCACCGAGCGCGUUGGAUUCGUUGAUGGGGAAUUCGAUCCAGUGGUUCGGGUUUUGA